AAGGACUUAAGUUCGUCCUGAAAGAUUUGAUUGGCGUCACUUCUUGCGCUUGACUGAGAAGCAGACGCAUAAAAGUGACAGCAGUGAAAUAUUCUCUAUGAGGCCGCAGUUGGAGGAUGGAUGUGGAGCUGCCAGGCCGCUUAGUGGACUCUGCGUUAAUCAAUUUUGUCAAUGACAUGAGCCUGAUAGAGUUUCCGCAGAAGUUAGCUUUGGGACCAAAGCAGCAGGUGAAUACUACCACACCCAGCCCGAGCAGCCAGACGCGGCAGGGCGACUCGUCUUGGAGCCUGAGCCUGGAAAACGACGUGCGCACAGCGGAGCUCCGCGCCGAGCGUCUGGCGAUGAGCCCGCCGAGGUACUACAGCCGCGGGGCGCACGACCACGCCGCGUCCAAACGCAGGAGGAUCAUCACCGUGGUGCAGCGCCACGCGGCCAACGUGCGGGAGAGAAAGCGGAUGUACAGCCUGAACGAGGCGUUUGACGAGCUGAGGACGAAAGUUCCCACAUUCGCGUACGAGAAGAGACUGUCCCGCAUCGACACCCUGCGCCUCGCCAUCGUCUACAUCUCCUUCAUGAGGGACCUGCUGGAGAACACAUGACACUCAACAGGAUGUUAAGUCCACGCCACGGACACUGCACCAGUCCGGGUUUGCCACUGACUUCAACAUGGACACAAGUGAAUGAACUGAUCGCUUCUUAACAUUCAAUAUUAUCUCAAUCUUAUGCUGCAAAUUUAAGAAAACA
Molecule: messenger RNA, 744 nt
Organism: Hippoglossus stenolepis (Pacific halibut)
Lineage: Eukaryota; Metazoa; Chordata; Actinopteri; Pleuronectiformes; Pleuronectidae
Gene: ferd3l
Product: fer3-like protein
Exons: 1
Coding region: 117-599 (160 amino acids)
Biological process (GO): regulation of transcription by RNA polymerase II; developmental process
Molecular function (GO): RNA polymerase II transcription regulatory region sequence-specific DNA binding; protein dimerization activity; DNA-binding transcription factor activity, RNA polymerase II-specific
Source: RefSeq, a predicted model, not a curated record